AGUCUUCGCUCUUGAUUCUGUCAUUUCUGUCAUUGUGGAAGAAUUGUUGGGCGCUACAAGAAUUAAAAAACUCAUAAGAUGGAAACUAAAACAAAACAUUUAACAUUGGGUUCACCAAUACCACCUAAAACAGAACCAUUGACAUUGUAUUCCUUCGAAUAUUGUCCAUUCGCUCAAAGAGUGAGACUUGUCUUGCACGCAAAAGGUUUAAAAUAUCAGGCAGUCAAUAUUAACUUGAAAAAGAAGCCUGAGUGGUACUCCUCAAUUAACACUUCAGAGAAAGUACCCGCCUUAGAUAUUGGCGAUAAAAUAAUAACGGAAAGUUUGGAUAUAUGCAAUUAUUUAGAUAAAACUUAUCCUACACCUGCUUUGUAUUCUGCAGAACCUGAAGCUGCCGAAAAAGAAAAAGAAUUGAUUGAUAAAAUUGGCAGUGUAACCAGUCUUUUCGCCAAAUGCAUGAUGAAUGCAAAAGAUAAAACUCCUGAAGAAUGGGUGAAAGAUUUCCUUACCACCAUGGAACCUUUUGAAACAGAGCUCAAAUUGAAAGGUACCAAAUUUUUUGGUGGAGACAACCCGGGCAUGGUGGAUUAUAUGCUAUGGCCUUGGGCAGAACGAGCAAAAGUGUUGGAUAUGUUAAUCGGUGAAAAACUGCCAUUUUCUGAGGAUUGUAUUCCAACUUUACAUGAGUGGAAGAAGAAUAUGCUUAUGAAUACGGUAGUCCAAGCUGUCUACAAUGGUCCAGAGAAAUGUUUCAAAGCUAUACAACUCAAGUAUAAUACUGAAGAUCCAGAUUUUGACUCAAUUUGAAAUUGAAUUCACGGUAUUAAUGUAACACUAAGUACAUCUUACUUUGAGGUGUUAGUGUUGGCUUCUUCUGCUUCAUCAGUUAUACUGUCUAUUAUUGUGAUAUCUAUCAAUCAUUCCGCUGACAAUACCUUAAUAUUUUGUUAUUAAAUAUGUUUGAUUUCUAGUAUUCUUAUACUAAUUUAAUGCUUUAUUUUUUAUUUUCUUGUUAUGUUUUCAAUUUAUCUGAUUUAUAUAAAGAUUUCUGAAUAAACAAGUAUUAAUCCCA
This is a messenger RNA of Coccinella septempunctata (seven-spotted ladybird), 1072 nucleotides long. Its product is annotated as pyrimidodiazepine synthase-like. Gene Ontology annotation, cellular component: cytoplasm. The coding region runs from base 79 to 807 and encodes 242 amino acids. Gene Ontology annotation, biological process: glutathione metabolic process. The transcript has a single exon. Gene Ontology annotation, molecular function: glutathione dehydrogenase (ascorbate) activity; glutathione transferase activity. Lineage: Eukaryota; Metazoa; Arthropoda; Insecta; Coleoptera; Coccinellidae. The record is from RefSeq and is a predicted model, not a curated record.